Messenger RNA from Solea senegalensis (Senegalese sole), 1044 nucleotides. RefSeq names its product gastrin-releasing peptide receptor-like. Gene Ontology annotation, biological process: G protein-coupled receptor signaling pathway. The record is from RefSeq and is a predicted model, not a curated record. Gene Ontology annotation, cellular component: membrane. The coding region runs from base 1 to 1044 and encodes 347 amino acids. The transcript has 3 exons. Gene Ontology annotation, molecular function: G protein-coupled peptide receptor activity. NCBI's taxonomy places the organism in Eukaryota, Metazoa, Chordata, Actinopteri, Pleuronectiformes, Soleidae.
AUGGACAGCAGCGGGGCGCUGGUGGUUCUGAACGGGUCCAGAUCCUUUUGGGACUCCACAGCAGAGCACCAGCACCAGUACAUCAUCUGGCUCCCUGGCACGGGCAUCGCUGCAGUCUAUGGGACAAUCAUCAUCAUCGGUCUGGUCGGAAACGUCACUUUGAUGAAGACGUGUUUGUUGGUGAAGUCUAUGCGCACGGUGCCGAACUUGCUGCUGUCCAGUCUGGCUGUGGGUGACCUGCUGCUGCUGGUGACCUGCGCCCCGGUGGACGCCAGCCGCUACCUGGUGGACCAGUGGCUGUUUGGCCGCGUUGGAUGCAAAAUUAUCCCGUUCAUCCAGCUCACUUCAGUGGGAGUCUCCGUGUUCACACUCACUGUUCUCUCCGCUGACCGGUACAAAGCCAUUGUCAACCCUCUGGACAUCCGUAGGUCCAGUAUCGGUUUACGAGUGGGGACAAUCUGGCUGCUGUCUGUGUCUCUGGCCAUUCCUGAAGCUGUCUUCUCUGACCUGCACACGUUCACCAUCAUCCACACCAAUGAGACAUUCGUGACCUGUGCCCCUUACCCCCACUCGGGAGACCUGCACCCGAAAAUCCACUCCACAGCCUUCUUCCUCAUCUUCUACAUCAUCCCGCUCUUCAUCAUAUCCGUCUACUACUGCUUCAUCGCUCGCAGUCUGAUCAGGAGCUCAGUGGACCUCCCAGCUGAAGGACACGUGCACCUCCAGAAGCAGAUCAAGUCCAGGAAGCGUUUGGCCAAAACCGUGCUGGUGUUUGUUGGCUUGUUUGCGGUCUGCUGGCUGCCCAGUCAUAUGAUCUACCUGUACCGCUCCUACAACUACGACCAGGCGGACACGUCACUGGCCCAUUUCGUCGCCAGCGUGUGCGCUCGCAUCUUGGCCUUCACCAACUCAUGCGUGAAUCCGUUUGCUCUUUACCUGAUGAGCAAAAGCUUCAGCAAACACUUUAACAAGCAGCUCUGCUGCACUUCUCCCAGACGGAUGAACAGCCAGAAUAGUGUGAACACAAACAACACAACCGUGUGA